Molecule: messenger RNA, 1041 nt
Organism: Symbiodinium natans
Lineage: Eukaryota; Dinophyceae; Suessiales; Symbiodiniaceae
Source: the annotation of a GenBank genome assembly
AUGGCUGAAGCCAGCUCGACUGAUGCGCGUUUGGUGGCAGGCUUCAUCGAGCUAUGCGAUCCCGAAGGAUUGCAGCAGUUCGCCCCGGUCAACUUUGACUGGAACCAACCGAUCGGAGACACAAGCCGACUGCCGCUGGUCAUGGCAAUUAAGCAGAGCUUAACCAGCACCGCUGCUAAGCGUCAAAAGCAGCUAGCGCUGAUCGAGUGGCUGCUACGGGUUGGCGCAGACCCCCUGCGCAAGAUGCCUGAGCACUCGAUUGGGUUUUGCAUCUACCUGCCAGAUAGAGAUGAGACGUCGGUAGACACUGCCUGCGCAGGGGAAUCGACAAUGUCAUUCAUCUUCAGCUUACUAGGAAGCCUGCGACAAGGAGCUGGUGACGCAGACUGGUCUUCAGAGUGUAAGCACCUAGAAGACGUCCUGGCCGUGAUAAAACGAGCAACAUCUGCAAAAACAGCCGCGGGUCACAAAGUUGCGGUGCAUCAGGAUGUUGUGAGCUUGUGGGAGUCACUUCGCGACUUCACUUCCACUCACAACGUGAUCUUUGAAGCGGCAGACGGGGAGGUAUCUGCUCAUGACAUGGUCCUCAUGCUUGCCUCGCCGGUCUUGCGGGCCAUGUUGGAGUCCGCGAUGAAGGAAGGCGCCAACCGACGCAUUCAGGUCAAAGACUCUUCCAGCCAGGGCGUGACCCUCUUCCUUGACAUGCUGUAUACCAGUUCUACCUGCGUCGAGACCAACUUGAAGACCAUGCUCGUCGCAUUAGAUCUUGCCCACCGAUGGCAAGUGUCACACAUUGUGGACACGCUUGCGGAGACCUUGCAGCCUGAGAUUGAUGUUGGUAGCUUUGCAGCGAUUGCAGAAGCCGCCGUGCUCAAGGGCUUAGAGUCAUUGCAACGAGCCUGUGCUGCGUUCGGCGCAAAGAACUGCGAGAUUCAGUCCAUGUUGAAGAAGAUCAGCUUCCCGCCAGCCGUGCAGAAGCUGAUGGGGGCGCCUGAGACACAGCAGCCCGAGCAAGGAACACCCAAGCGGCGUAGGUUUUAG